CAUAAAAUUCAUUUGACAAAAAAUUAAGGACGUUUAUCGACGGAAAUCCAGACCUCCAGAAAAAAUAAUUAAUAUUUAAAUAAUUAAAAUAAUAUUUUUAAUUCUACUUUCUGGAGAAAGAAAUAUCAAUUUUCAAGAAAAAGGUUUAAAAACGACAAAAAUUAUUUGUUUAUACAAUUUGCAUAAGAUAAAAAUUUUCUGUCACAUCGCUUCUACAGAAUUUUUUAAAAAUGAUUCAAUUUCAAUGAAAUAUGGCUUAUUUUCUUUAGAAAGUGACUCUCUACAAUUUCACAGUAGGGAUUUUCAAACAAGGAAGCCGUUUGGAAAAUAUGCACGGAAAAAAAUUUUCUGGUAAUUCUUUAACAUCGAUUUGGAGAUUUUACAUGUUCCUAAAUCUGUUAAUUCUACAGAUAUUUUCUGUAAGGAUUUAACGCAUGCGCGAAAACAAUGCAGUGAUUCGACUAAGACUGACUACGAUUGAGUGCUAGAGGUUAAGGCGAAUUUAGUGUUUUUAUUAUUAUCAUAGUGUCGGCAAGAAAGUGUAUUUAUAUAUAUUUUGUUUAAAUUAUAAUACAUAUAUUGAUUAAUAGUUUUUCAAUAUGGACAUAUUUGUUCAAAGUCAUUUAAAAGAAUGGAAUAAUUUAGUAAAACAAAAUAGUGAUCAAAGAACAGACUCAGAAUCAAGACGAUCAUUAAGGAUUUGCAGAAUCAUGUAAACGAAAUCUUUAAUCGUGGAACGAUCACUCGAAGACAUUACCGCGAUCCAACCACUUGACAAAUCAUUCACAUUACAAACAUGUGGGAAAUAUCUUUCACAAAUAUGUUUGCAAGCUGGACAAUUCACUAAAAUAUGGUACAGACUCUCAUCCUCAAAUUUACAAAAAGAACAUGAUUCGUUCGAACGAAAAACAUAAUUUCUUUUUCCCAAAAAAACUCUGCAAACGUGUACAUUUAAAAGCCGAACCUGAGCAAAAACUCUCUUUAAAAAUAGGUUUAAAGAUAGAAAAAUUGUGAAAAAAAUUAUUUCCUUAUCGCAACAAUUUUUUGUGUGCUAGAAAUAAUUUUUUUGAUUAAUAUUCACUGUAACAAAAAAUUAAUUGACUAAUUAAUUUAAUGAUUAGUCAAUAAAAAUGGUCAUUGGAGACGAUUAAAUCAUUUGGAUGUACCAAACUUCCCAGUCUUGACCGCAGAAUAUUUAAAAGAUCUGACAGUACGUAUAUACUAAGUACAAUUAGCACCAUCAUACAUUGAGGAUAAAUUAGAAAGAAAUAAUGAGGAACAGUUCCAGUCACCCUAGUGCAUUACAAUAGAAAAAAGAUGGUAUAAAAGGUGACCGUCCUACUGCGAUGGCGCUGCUAUCUUUAGGAAGAGUACAUACAAAAGGCCUAAACUUGUGAAAGGUGCUUUGCCUACACUAAAUCUUGGACGUCCUGAGAAACCAAUAAAAAGUCGGAAAAGACCGAGAGAAAGAUUUAAUGUGAGUGACGAUUCGACACCUACAAUUAAAACAUUCCCUACCGAAAGAGUGGUACUGGAAUGGUACUGAAUUGGACUUGGCUUGAGUUCCACUUCAGUACCACUACCUGAUAACCCAUAAGAAGACAUUUUUAAAGUACUUUAACAAUAGUUUUAAAGCUAACUGCAAUGACUGAUACUUCAGUAGCCACUGAUAGUGUCAGUGACCCGAAAGUUAAUGUAGAAACGAAUAGCCCUCCAACUGGCUCUAAGUCAGGUGAAGAAAAUCCCGGUGCAGUGACUGAUACUGACACUGAUGAUACCAGUAAUUCGAAUGAUAUUCUCGAAACAAAUAGCUCUCAAAUUAGCUCUAAGUCAGAUGAAGAGAAUUCAACUACCAAGACUAAUACUGGCACUAAUGAUUCUAAUGCCUUGAAAGAAAAUACCGGAAGUCAAGGCCCUCCAAGUACCUCUAAUUUGGGUGAAGAUACUGUAAAAAAAAUUAAAAAUGGAUCAGGUCGCAGUGGAGGAGAUGGUAAAUUAGCUAGAGCAGCAGCAUUUAAAGUUACUAAAGAAGCAGAAAAGUUAAAAAAGAAAGAAGAACAGGAAAAGAAGAAAAAGAAGGAGGAAACUAGUAAGAGAGAAACGAAUAAGAGAGAAAAAUCACGAGAUAGAGAAAGAUCGAGAGACAGGAAUGCAAGAAGAGAUAGAAAAAGGUCGAGAAGCAAAAGCUCUAAAUCAAAACAAGAACAGGACCAAGCACGAUAUAAACCUAAAUAUUGGGAAAAUGGGAAAAAUAGUGGAGGAUAUCGAGGAAGCAGAGCAAAUGGAGGAAAUAGAAAUGAUAAAGAACAAAAAAAAAUCAUUAUAGUUAAUAAGGGAGGAAACAUAUUUUGUUAA
Molecule: messenger RNA, 2355 nt
Organism: Leptopilina boulardi
Lineage: Eukaryota; Metazoa; Arthropoda; Insecta; Hymenoptera; Figitidae
Exons: 10
Coding region: 1645-2355 (236 amino acids)
Source: RefSeq, a predicted model, not a curated record